UCUUAUAAAUAGUAUCAACUGGGUUUUGAAAAAGACACAAUCGAAGUUACGGUCAACAAAAACAGAUACUAAUACAAAAUGUCUCAACUCAUGCCAUUAGGAGAGGACUUACAAAAUGUGGCCAUCAAAGAAUUGGGUGAAAAUCCCAGCAGAAUAUCUGAGGAUUUGCUAAUCCUUAAGGCAUGGAUUAAUCAACAACCUCAUUUGAAAUCGCGCAUGGAUGAUCAGUUCCUUAUACAAUUUCUUAGAGGCAGUAAAUAUAGCUUGGAAAAGGCCAAAGACAAAUUGGAUACAUUCUACACGAUGAAGACCAAAUAUUCCGAUUUGUUUGCUAUAACUGAUGUGGACAAUGAGAUGUUUCGAAAAUUUCACAAUACUGGAACUUAUGUGACAUUGCCGAAGCCGUUGAAUGCAAAUGGACCUCGAAUUGUUUCCGUACGUAUAAAUUAUGCAGCUCCCGACUUUACGGUGUGCCAGAUCGUUCAAUAUACAACAGCUGCAUUGGAAGUUGCUAUGAUAUCUGAUCCCUAUGCUUGUAUUCAUGGUAUAUGCUUCAUAAUGGAUUUCUCCAAACUUACCCUGAAUCAUGUCAUGCUUAUAACACCAACAAACUUUAAGAAAUUUGUAAAAUAUUUUGAGCACACGAUUCCGAUAAGAAUAAAGGGGAUCUACGCUAUAAAUGCUACACCAGCCGCUGAACAAUUGUAUCAAUUUGUAAUGCCUUUCUUUCCACAGCAAUUAAAAGAGCGGAUUGUCAUCAUUCGCAAUAAUAUAGAGGAAUUGCAUCGACAUAUACCCAAAGAGUAUUUACCAACGGAAUAUGGUGGUGAAAAUGGUUUAUUGGAGCAGUUGUGCGAGGACUACAAUCAUGUAUGGGAUAAACAUAGAGACUUUUUUCGCGAGAAUGCUGCCUAUGGCGUAGAAGAGAAAUUGCGUUUGGGCAAAUGCAAAUUAGAAUUUGGUGAUGAUUUCGGCAUUGGGGGUACAUUUAGAAAACUUUUAGAGACAAUUGGAAACAUAGGUUUUAGCAUGUCUCAAAUAAAAUUAUUAAAGGAAGAAUUGCAAAAAGUGGCCAUAGAAGAAUUGGGUGAAGUACCUAGUCGAAUUCCGGAAGAUUUGGAAGUCCUUAAGGCAUGGAUCAACCAACAAUCCCAUUUGAAGGCCCGUACAGAAGACCAGUUUCUCAUACAAUUUCUCAGAGGCUGUAAGUAUAGCCUGGAGAAGGCUAAAGACAAAUUGGAUAUCUUCUAUGCCAUGAAGACCAAGUGUCCAGAAAUGUUUGGCAUUACCGAUGUGGAUAAUGAUGCUUUUCGAAGGUUUCACAAAACCGGCACCUAUGUGCCUUUGCCUGAACCUUUAUUUGGGAAUGGUCCCCGCAUUGUCUUCAUACGUGCCAAUUAUGCUGCUCCAGAUUUUACUGUGGCCCAAAUCAUGUCAUAUGUAACAGCAGCUACCGAAUUGGCCAUGAUAACAGAUCCCUAUGCUUGUAUCCAUGGUCUUUGUUAUAUCAUGGAUUUCUCCAAGGUUACCCUAAGUCAUGUCAUGCUAAUAACGCCAGCGGCCAUCAAAAAGAUUGUCAAGUUUUUUGAGAACACAAUUCCUGUAAGAAUCAAGGCGCUUCAUAUAAUAAAUGCUUCAACAGCAAGUGAACAUAUGCAUCGAGUAGUUUUGCCCUAUAUACCAGAGAAUUUGAGACAAAGGAUAUUCAUUUCUGCUAAAAAUUCUAAAGAAUUGGAUGAUCACAUUCCCAAAAAGUAUCUGCCUGUGGAAUAUGGUGGGGAAAAUGGUUCUUUGGAACAGCUAUGUUGUGAGCGCAAUAAAAUCUGGGAUAACUAUCGAGAAUUCUUCCGGCAGAAUGCCGACUACGGCACUGAAGAACAUUUGCGUUUGGGUAAACCCAAGAUAGACUUUGGCGAUGAUCUGGGUAUUGCUGGAUCAUUUCGAAAACUUAUAGUCGAUUAACCUUCUACGUAUGACAAAGUUUAGAGAUAUUCUUUACAACUUCAGUUCAGUUUGGAGAAGAUCUUUUUUGGAAUUUUUCAUAUG
Messenger RNA from Stomoxys calcitrans (stable fly), 2046 nucleotides. RefSeq lists its product as uncharacterized. Gene Ontology annotation, cellular component: membrane. Gene Ontology annotation, molecular function: phosphatidylinositol bisphosphate binding. Lineage: Eukaryota; Metazoa; Arthropoda; Insecta; Diptera; Muscidae. The transcript has 6 exons. The record is from RefSeq and is a predicted model, not a curated record. The coding region runs from base 79 to 1962 and encodes 627 amino acids.